UGUCGUCUGCUUGAAUGGCACAAGGUGCCUUGGUAGAACACUUAAUAUUGCAUAAAGGUGUUUGUGAAUAGCAGCCCUAUUCGCAUGAAUUAGGCACAUCGAGUGUGUCCUUGCGAAAUCUUUUCCGUCUUGUGGGUUUACCCCGCUUGCGACACGGCUAAGUAUAGCCGUAUAGGAAAGUGAGAGACAAGUUUGAGGUCAUCACAUACAUACCCGAGAGACGGCAUACCCGAGAGACGUUCAGCGAUGGGGAUGGCGUUGGCCUGGACACUCAUGCUUCUCUACAUUACAGUGCAAGUCCAUGGCUACUGUUACCUUACCAAGGCCGUAAAGAUUAGACUGCCCGUAUACUGUGAAAAGGGAGAGUACUGCUGUGGAUCAGGAAGACACAAACACUGCUGCAACGCUGAUAAAUCAAAUUUAUAUGCACCGUUGUCCAUUGGGCUCGGUAUCGGCAUCCCCGUGGUACUGGCUGUUGUCGGACUCAUCGUCUUCCUAUGUGUCAAGGGGAAACUCCGGUGUCCCAUCCAGCGCCCGUCAGAUCGGACCGUCUCCUACUCACCAACCAAGAGUGGGGAAACUUCUUGACCCACACGACCUUCACUGCUCACUGAUCCAUCGCCGUUCACCGAACAUCAACAGCCGUCACGUGGUCAUUUACCAUCACGAUAUUAAACCAAUAUGAUGCACAUAUAAUGAGAACAGUCAACCCCCGUUAAUCAGGUCAGCAGCGUCUCCAGAUUAACGUUGUCCGAACAUACAAGGUUUAACAGUACAUUUUUACUAUCGGCCAUUUUGUCAUUUUGAAUUAACUUUGCAUUCUCUGCACAGGAACUCGUUAUUGGUCAGUAAAUAAAAAUAUAUACCCCCUAUAUGUAAGUAGAGAACAUGUAGGGGGUAUAUAUUUUUAUUUACUGACCAAUAACGAGUUCCUGUGAUUCUCUGUUAUUUCAAGGUUCCACAAUAUUUGUAUGAAUUUUAUGUUCUUUAUCAUUAAUAAUUCCUCUUAUUCUCUAUAAUUACACUAAUCACCACAUAAAUAAAAUAUUAACAAAAUCAUUGUUUGUAAUUUAUGUUCCAUAUUUAAAAAACUCAUGAAUUAUGUGUGUUGAUUAAACAUCAAGUAAAUACUAUUCUAUUUAAAAUCAAAACUGCCCUCUUGAAAAGUAGUUUUAACAAACAAAAAGAAUCAGAAUACCAUUUCUGCCUCCAAUGUCGAUUCUAUGCAGAUUUAAGAGACAGCAUUUAAGAGACAGUGUGUGCGCGCGCGCUCUUGUAUACUUGUGUAAUGGGCCGGUGGCUCAUAACAGAAUAAACAAAACCAUAACAAACCGGAAUAACAGUGGAUUGGAAAUUAAUAAUUUUCCGUCUAUAUUUUGUCGUUUCUUUUGUUUGAAAUACAUUUACCCUUCAUUAUUGUUUAUCGCUUACCUUUUGACCGGUAACUGAUUUUUUUUGCUACCUGUUGUGUAGUUGAUUUUCUUUAAAGAAACGUGCAUGUAAAUAAACCGGUGACUACUUUGGCCACAUCGGGGAGUUCCUCCUCGUCAUUCAAAACUGUUAUUGUAUUCUUUAAAAACUAGGACAGGAUCUCAAAUGGAACUUUCAUUGGAUCUCAAUGCAAACUGAGAACAGAUCUGACUGGAAUGAGAUUGCCAAAUUAUCAAUGUAAUGAAAGGUAAUUUGCAAGAGACGCUUUAUCGGAGCUGAUAUUUACGUAGCUGUGUUGUGUUUUUUAGCUGUAUGACGACGAGCUCUGGUAUAAGAACAAAAUCAAGUCAAAGGAAAUUCCAGAUGAUACAAGCCGUAGACGUUUACCGCAAUGGUGAAACCCACGAGAAAGGAUAUUGCUCUGAAGAACAAAGCAAAAUAUUCAGGGCGAAACCGGGAUUCGAACCUACAGUCUGUAUAUAUUUCGACUAAGGGACGCAACCCUACACGUCUAAGACCCCUCGUACACAAAUGAACUCCCGACGUAUUCCGUGUCGACUUUUUCCGCUACCUCGAGCAAGAAGAUAUGUCGCUGUCAUCCUCCUAUCGCCAUCGCAAACAGUUCUAAAAUGUAACGGCUGGUUUUGGAAAGGCUUAACGUUCGAUAACGAUAAAUAAAAUCAGUUAAAUCCGUCAGAUGUGAGCACAUUAGCACAGGUGAUGUGGAACUUUAGACAGUCAGUAAGAGAUAGGUCUUUAAUGUG
This is a messenger RNA of Haliotis rufescens (red abalone), 2195 nucleotides long. RefSeq lists its product as uncharacterized. The transcript is spliced from 4 exons. The record is from RefSeq and is a predicted model, not a curated record. Bases 247 to 588 code for a protein of 113 amino acids. Lineage: Eukaryota; Metazoa; Mollusca; Gastropoda; Lepetellida; Haliotidae.